CCAUUGAUAGAUAAUAACCAACUCAUUUUCCCAUUUAACUUCCUCGAAGCAGAUCCGUUGGUACGGUCCUAGUCGCUGCGCGGAUACACGCUGAUUUAUAAAGAAAACGAUGUCAGCACAAGCGCUAUGGUAAGCACGCAUGAGCGCUAUUAUUUAAUAUAUCUCAGGUCUCCACGAAGGCCGACGAUACAGGCUACAUGACGCACGAUAGUGCGCAGCUGUAUUAAAAUAUUGUUUAUGGAAGGUCAGGUUUCGGCUUCACCCUGUAAAUUGUAUCGGAUAAUCGCUUCUUAUCGUUCAGUGGUGAGCAGGGUUCCAGUUAUCACAGAACAUGGAUAGAGGGUGGUUUAUCGGACAGGAGAGAAUUCCCUAUCAGAAAUGUGAGCAGGAGCUCUCUCGACCCUGCAGCAAUGUCUCAAGGCCCUGCCGGACUAUCAACUUGACUGAAAUGCUCCACGCUAGUACGCCUGAUGCAAAAAAGAAGAAUGUUCCAAUUCGACCCCCAAGCCCCAGAAUUUCUCGGCCCAAGAAUCUAGAGUUCAGCCAUGGUCUCUCCUGUGAACCCAUGCCCAAAUCGAUCAUCCGAAGACGGUCCCACUCUUUGCCCUCCGCCACAGAGAGGAAGAAGCAUACUAGUAGUGUUGGUGUGCGUUUUAUAGACUCUCUGGGGCUUGACCUUGAAGACGUCAAACUCUUCACAGCCAGAGAGGAUCCGUUUGUCCCUUAUCAUGUCGCCUUUAGAUUGUUGAUGAGUGCAGAGUUAACAGAUGGAAGGCACUUGGAAAUCUCUUUGCCAUACCUGAAGCCAAUUUUUGCCCACCAGCCUGGCGACCAGCCUGAGUUUUUAGAUCAGCUCCACUUUCAGAAAGUUUGCCUUGAAAGAGUCCUCUGUUUUGAGCUGGGCGUCGUUGGAAUCACCCAAGUCCUCAAUUUGGACUUUGAGAAAGAAGUCAGUGUACGCUAUACUUUCACAGAGUGGAAGAGUUAUACGGAGACCAAAGCCUCCUGGGUAACCGGAAGCACCAAGCCCUUGGAUGGGAGUGAAGGCCAUCUCAGUUUUGACACUUUUCGUUUCCACCUGCCAGUCCCACCAUUCCUGCAGCCAGGAGCAGCGUUGGAGUUUGCCAUCCAAUAUAAAGUCUGUGGGGCUGAAUACUGGGACAACAAUGGUGGCCAAAACUAUAAGUUAGUUUGCCAUAAUCACAAGCUGACAGUGCCCAAAGAAUGUGAGGGUAGUCUGGUGCACUUCAUUUAGGAUGCUUGAAAAAAUACAGAAAAGGAACAGCAAGCUCUUUCCUUGCAGCAUUAGAAUUUGUUUACAUGCUGAGUAAUAUUUCACAUAGCAGCAACUUGUCUCACUAGGUUGCUCACUCGGGACACUUGGACGUUGAAAAUUAGCCAUUUUCAAUUGCUAUAAGAUAAUGUUAAUUGUAAUUGUUAACAUGUUUGUAGUUUAUUAUGGGCAGGCUUCUGUUAAAGCAAUAAUAUUUAAAGUUUACAUUCAAACAUUUCGUUUUUAAUACUCUAUAACCACUACUGAAUUUUAGAUAAUAGCUGAUCCAUGAAUAUCCAAAGUAUAAAUACUUUUGUAGUUGCUCAUUUUAAUCACUGCCAUUGGGCAGUUCCUCCUAGUAAAAAUGAUAUUAGCACAUAGCAUCGUCCCCAUUGUAGCCACAUUUAGAAAAAAAAGAUAGCAAUCAGCAAGUUCAAAAUAGAAGUUGUGACUAACAACUAGGCCAAUGGCAGACACCAACCUUAUAGAGGACCUUUACUACAUCUGGGAUUUAGAGUGGUCACACUCUUAUCAGUAUCACCAAUGUUUUCAGUAAAUUAAACAAAACAUGACAGUCUUCAGGAUUGUAGCUUCACCAAGGGAUUUAUUUGAAUCAAAUUAUUGUAGGCUCAGGGUAAAUAUGUUUGGACUACUCUUCUUCUACAUAGAUGAAGCCAAAGUACUAACUACAGAAGAAAUGUCCAUUAAGUAAUAUCUGACUCUUAUCUUAGUGCCAUUGUUUAAAGUGAGCAUUUGUUACUGAGAUCACACAAUCCAUCCGAGUCCAUUUUAUUACAACAAAAGGGUACUUUAUUAACCCGGCAUCUAUGAAGUUGACACAACUCUGAACAAAGUCACUCACUGUUAAAUGUUCAGUAAUAAUUCUAAUCCAAGCACUUUCGCCCCCUGGUUUCUACCAGUCGGGUCUUUUAUAUGGAAAAUGUGUACAAUGUAGGAGCUCACCUUUCUUAAUUGCCUUACAUCCAGAGUACUAUAUUUUAAACGGAAAUUUUCGAGCCAAAUGUUUACAUUAUGUAAUACAUGUUACAAUAAUGUCAUUGCAAAUCACGGAUGCUUUCACUGUUUAUACCUUUUAGAAUUAAAGCACAGUGAUUCCUGUUAAAGCGUUUUUAUUAGGGAGUUGUUCCUUAUCCGAUGCGAGGUCUAGGACAGGAUGUUGUGUUGCUGUAAAGCCCCUUGAGGAAAAUUUGUAAUUUCUGAUUUUGGGCUACACAAAUAAAAUUGACUU
Molecule: messenger RNA, 2522 nt
Organism: Lampris incognitus (smalleye Pacific opah)
Lineage: Eukaryota; Metazoa; Chordata; Actinopteri; Lampriformes; Lampridae
Gene: ppp1r3da
Product: protein phosphatase 1, regulatory subunit 3Da
Exons: 2
Coding region: 332-1255 (307 amino acids)
Biological process (GO): regulation of glycogen biosynthetic process
Cellular component (GO): protein phosphatase type 1 complex
Molecular function (GO): glycogen binding; protein phosphatase 1 binding
Source: RefSeq, a predicted model, not a curated record